AUGAAGAUUCUAACAGUACUAUGGACAGUGUGUCUAGUGAGACUCUGUCGUGGGAAAUUUAGUAAAGCAAAGGCUGAAGGUAUAAGGAAAGAGUCUCUAAAAGCGAUCCUAAAGAAACUACAAGAUGCCACUAAACAAGAACCUCUAACUUCUGUACCCAAUUUCAAAUCCAAAGUUGAAUCUACCCUAUUCAAUGUAGAAGAGGGCAAGGAAGAUGGUGUAAAAGUUCUCAAACUGACUGCAAAGAAUGGUACUAAGACUACUGAGCUAAAGUAUGAUGAGAAGCAAAUAUGGUCCGGUAAAGCGAGAUUGAGUAAAUCUUCAAACCUUGUGGAGGCUAUAAUAUAUUUUUAUAAGGAGAAUCCAGCAUUAGUUACUAUCCAGACCAUUAAAGGAAGUACUGAAUCCAUUGUUUAUAGAUACUAUGAUGGUAGUAAGUGGCAGAAUAGUAAUGAGAAGGACUAUAGAGAAUUUUUGGAUGUGCUAAAUGAAAUGAGUAAAUCUGAAUGA
Theileria equi strain WA is the source of this 510-nucleotide messenger RNA. RefSeq names its product signal peptide-containing protein. The coding region runs from base 1 to 510 and encodes 169 amino acids. Lineage: Eukaryota; Apicomplexa; Aconoidasida; Piroplasmida; Theileriidae. The record is from RefSeq and is a predicted model, not a curated record. The transcript has a single exon.